Messenger RNA from Caenorhabditis auriculariae, 1392 nucleotides. The record is from the annotation of a GenBank genome assembly. Lineage: Eukaryota; Metazoa; Nematoda; Chromadorea; Rhabditida; Rhabditidae.
AUGACGAAAAACAUGCAUUCUACGAGGUCAGAAGUCGGCAGGAAACGAAGAGCCGCGCGGCACGCGACCUGCUUCAUGCUCAUGCCCGACUGCUCGCGCGACAGGUGAAGUCGAAGGCUUCCGGUGAGCAUUAGCAACGGAUGGAGAGCCUUCCGGUCCAACCGUCCAUGUUUUCACGCCGACCCCAGACCCUGAUAUGCUCAUUUCGCAGCUUGCGAGCUUCUCAGCGAGGGUGAGCAGUUUCUCCUACUGAUUCCGAAACUGAAUACAAAAUUUUCCAUCGAAGCUUGCAAAAAAAAAACCAGAAAACAUUGUGCAAAAAAUUUUAAAAAAGUAAUGAGAUGAAUAGAACCUUAGAAACCGUGAGAAAAACCAAGGUCCUUAAAUACAAUACUCACUCAAUCACCAGAGUCUGAAAAAAAAAAACCUUUUUUGUUUGUUUUCGCCUAAUUCUUCCUGAUGCUAUUUUCCGUUUCAUAGCUGUCAUAUUCAAUCGCGAGCGAGAAGAAAAAAAUAUAUACAAAGCUUGCUUGAAAAGCUGCGAAAAAAGUCCGAUACCAAAAAAAGCCGACAAACGCAUUUAACGAGGUUGGCUUCACACACCUGCCAAACAAGGAUCAGAUUAGGACUUCUUAAGAGAUCACAUUUUGGGCAGAUGCGAUUCAAAGUGAUUGUGAGAAAACAGCUAACGUUCAGACUGAAGCUUUGAGUGUACCUUUUGAAGCUGAAGGCAGGUGAUCGAGCACCUGCUUAUCCGGUAGUUUUCUGCCCUGACACAUCAGUCAUUUGGGUCGCAAUUCUUCAAGUUUUGGUGCUUUGCAUACACAAAUGAACAGCCGACUCGCUAUUUUUUUUUACUUCCAUUGAUGAUUUCCCUACAGAAUUUUUCGAUUUGACUAUAAAAUAUCUCAGAAAAAUUAUCUAGCUCUCCACUUCAAAUUUUUUUUUGCAUUGAGUGAUUAUUUAAACAAGAAUUUUUUAUGAAAAAAAUUCAUAAGGCGUGCUCAGCUAUGCGCCCUUUCAAAUAAAAAAAGCUACACAUUCAAAAAAAUGAAACAAAGUAUAGUAACGAAAAGAACCUCGACCCGUGAAUAUCUUCUUUAUAAAUAUGAAUUUUAGACGGUUGAGUUAAUUUCGAAACCUGGAAGAGAACUCAGAAGAACUGAAACAGGACAAGGACGAAUGAUGAAAGUGACAACGGUUACACUGGAUCCGACGAGAGCAUAUAAAACGAAGACAAAUCGCACCCUUAGACGCGAGGCUGAAAGUGCCCCGCGGCACUCCGUCUCAUGCCAUUCGUGUCCGUCGCUCAUUAUCGUCAGCCAGCUGCCGUCGCACUGUCCGCCACUUUUCUACCUUUUCUCUCUGGUCAUUUUAAGUGACAUGCGCUAA